AUGGCAUACACUUCGAUAAGCGCGAAAAGCAAGCCAGUCGGCCCCGGAUCGUCCCUCCGAGUUACUCCUUCCAACUCGCCCAAUCUACGCCCGCCGCCGCGCACCCCCAGCAAGCCUCCCUUGCACCAGAGUACUUUAACUCUCCAGACGGUAAUCGGCACCACCACAACCACUCCCAAUGGAUUCUCCAGUCACGACCAAAGCAAGUCUUUUGCGUUCUGUGCCGGCUCCGCGGCUGUUUUGGCAGAGGUGGACGAGGGGGGAAAUGUGAAUCAACGCUUUUUUAGAGCUCGACCCUCCGUGUCCAGCGUCAACCCGGUUACCUCAUACUACCAUCAGUCCACUCCUCCUACCACCCCGGACACUCGUGCGAAAGCUCUAUCAAGCCUGAGACCUACAUCAAGCGCCAGCGUCCACAAUGUAUCUCCUUCGAGCGAUUUGGCAGAAACUGCCGGGCCCCGACCCUGGUCAUCGAGAGAAAGAGUGAAAGCGGUUACUGGUGUUUCUAUAAGUCCGAAUGGGAGAUUACUUGCAGUUGGGGAGACCGGUUAUAGCCCGCGAGUUCUGAUAUUUUCAACGGCAAAGGAUGCCCCCUCAGACGUCCCUCUCUCUAUUAUGAACGACCAUACAUUCGGAGUCCGCAGUCUUGCUUUCAGCUCCAAUUCCUUGAACUUAGCGACGCUGGGGGAUGCGAAUGACGGGUUUCUUUUUGUGUGGUCGAUCAGCCCGAAAAAUGGCGCUGCACAGCUCCAUUCGACCAAUAAGUGUACUGCUCACAUCCGCGACAUGUGUUGGAUGGGACAAGCUUUGAUCACUGCCGGAGUUCGACAUGUGAAAGUCUGGAGACUUGCGGACGCACGGCCCGGAUCACCUACGAAAUCACGCUUAACCCUGGAAUCGGCCCCGAGCUCUCCGAAUCUUACUCCAAAGGCACUUUCAGGGAGAAAUUGCUUACUAGGUACUUUGGCGGAGAGCACGUUUACUAGCGUGGCAAGCGUCUCCGAUACUGGUGCCGUCGUAGGCACAGAUAAAGGGUCACUUUGCUUUAUCGAUGAUAACGAGGGUUCUCAGAAGUUAUCCCUCGUUCAGCACAUGGGCUUCGGGAUCACUUCCUUGGCGGUCGAUUCAGAUAGAUCCUGCAUCUGGAUUGGAGGCCGUGACGGGCAAAUACAAAGCGUCCCAUUGAGCAUUUUGCAAAAUUCGCUUCCACCUCCAUCGCCAACCCAUUCAGAAUCGUCCUUCCUAACAGAAAUCCAAGACAAGAAACCAGCCAUAAGCUGUAUUGGAUAUCUCACCUCGCACCUGGUGACACUUGAUGUUACAAGGGGAACCCAUGUGUACAUCAUUGAGGCACUGGACGAUGAAAAUGAGCUGGCUCAUACGGCAAAUUCUCUCCCUGGGUACAGGGAUGCUGUACUGGGUGUCCGACCCUUGCAGUUGCCAAACGAUCUGGACGCCGACUUUUUCACAUGGUCAUGUAAAGGCACUGUGAACUUCUGGGACAUUCGGGGAAGGAAUCGAGCGACCCAAACAGUCCCUUUAGAGGCUUCUGGGACUAGCGAGGACUCUUCAAACGAAAUAAAAGUUCUUCGUACGACAGAGAACACGGAUCUCUUUGUCGCAGGGGAUAGGUUUGGUGUCCUAAGGGUAAUGGAUGGCAAAACUUGGAGUUGUACAAAUGAAGCUCGAGCACAUGGAGGCGAAAUUACAGACAUUGCUUUGCAUUCGGCUUUUGACUCCUGCUUAAUUGCCAGUUGUGGACGUGACCGCAUGGUCCAGCUCUUCCAAAAGUCCGACGAAGACUUUCAAUUAAUACAAACCAUGGAUGAUCAUGUUGGAGCAAUCAGCCAGUUGCUUUUCGUCAAUGACGGCGAAAGGCUCCUCUCUGGCUCUGCCGACCGUACUAUCCGUGUUCGGGAUCGUGUAACCCGAGAGGACAACGGGGCGACGGAAAUUGCGUACCUGGUAUCAAAAGUGAUCACGCUAAAAGCGUCUCCAGUCUCUAUGACCCUGGCCCCUGAAGACGCAAACGUUGUCGUCGUAUCCACGAUAGACCGCUAUGUCCAGCAUUACGACAUGGUUACUGGUCGCCUCUUGCAAUCUUUUCGCCCUGCCGACCCCGACUCCAGUGAUACAGUCGUUAUGGGCUCCCUAACAGUUGCCGAGGAAGUUCCAGGACAAAGUCCCAGGCUUCUCAUUGGGGUGUCGGGAACAGACAAAUCGAUCCGCGUUUAUGAUAUAGAUCGGGCAGCUCUUCUUACCGGUGAAUUUGGCCAUACAGAGGGUGUCAGUGACGUUUGUCUGCUUGAACGCGAGUCAUGUUCUCCCGAGCAACCCGUUGUUCGAACAAUAAUUAGUUCAGGCAUUGAUGGUAUUGUUAUGAUAUGGAACAUGUCAGUGCAGCCGCUGCAGAGUCAAGAGCGAAAUGACGAAGACACGACUCCGAAGGAACUAUCUGUUUCCAACCCUCCUCUGCGCAAAUUAUUGUCUCGAACCGACCUUGCUGGGUUUCAUCGCCAAGAAAAUAUACCUGGCACUCCGACUCCAGUGCGCGAACAUUCUCCGCCGCUGUCCCGGAAACUGUCAAAGAUGUCGCUCGCUCCUUCAUCUGGGAAGCACUGUCACUCAUUGCCAACAACUCCGCCUUACUCUUCAUUCAAUCGGUCUUCUGCUUCGAGCCAUCGCUUUGAGAAACAACACAGAUCGCCUUCGCCUUCGAGUCCCAAGUCCGCGUUCGGAAAGAGAAGCAGGCAUUCAAGUAACACUGCUCGCCACUCUCACGAACUGCGUACGCGUACUCGAAGCUCCAACAGAAAUGAUUUUGGAAAUUUAGAUACAUCUACCGAUCAAGUUUGCCGUACGUUGAGAGCUUACAGAAAGAAGCUCAACGGAUCUACAGAUAGUGUUCACUCUCAAAAAGAGCUUGAGCGGGAACUGAAUCUCACUCUGCGGGUCUUGACCUCGCGAACUAAAGUCUGUGAUAGCGCAGACACUGAGACUGAUAGCAGCGGAAAAGAAAACGAAAGGCUAGCGGUUCCGAUGCCCAAUAGAACGGCACGUCGAAUGCCAUCAACCCCGAAUCUAGGCCAACGUGAAUCACAGAAGGUCCUGAGAAGUCAUUCUUUUGAUGCGAAUGCGGGAUAA
Messenger RNA from Aspergillus affinis, 3144 nucleotides. Its product is annotated as WD40 repeat domain-containing protein. Gene Ontology annotation, biological process: regulation of mitotic cell cycle; mitotic spindle organization. The coding region runs from base 1 to 3144 and encodes 1047 amino acids. The transcript has 4 exons. The record is from RefSeq and is a predicted model, not a curated record. Gene Ontology annotation, cellular component: mitotic spindle. Gene Ontology annotation, molecular function: protein binding. NCBI's taxonomy places the organism in Eukaryota, Fungi, Ascomycota, Eurotiomycetes, Eurotiales, Aspergillaceae.